AUGGAAGAAAUUCUAUCUCAAUUAGUUGACAAAACGAAGCAUUUGUUGGAAGAACGAAUUGAAAAGAAUUAUAGAAUCUGUCUUGUAAUUGUAGGACCUCCAGGGUCUGGUAAGUCUACAAUUGCAGAAAAGCUUUGCUUACAUCUAAACAAAAGUUUUAAUGAGUACCUCUUGAAAGAACGGGGUACAUUCAGUCUCAGGAAGGGGGGACUGUCUUGUGAUGAUCUGGUAAAGGGAGUGGAUGAGAUUGAUCCCGUAUUGCAGGGGGAACUGGAAAUUAAUGGAGGACUUUUGCCUGAUAAGGUGGAGGACACUAACUUCAAACCCGUUAAGGUGACCAACAAGUCCAAUUCCUCAUUGCUUGUUGUUGGGAGGGGUGGCUUGCCCAAUUCAAUAGAGAUCACAAUGCCCAGCUCACCAGACAUCCUGGAUAACAGGGAAAUUGAUAUUGCUCAAAUCGUUCCAAUGGAUGGAUUCCAUCUUACUAGGAGCUGUUUAGAUAAAUUCCAAUGCCCUGAGGAGGCUCAUAGCAGACGGGGCUCACCACCUACAUUUGACAGCAACAAUUUUUCAGAAUUAUGUCGGAUUUUGGCCGACAGCUCAAAGAUCGAACCUCCUUCUUCCAUGAAAAGUGGUAUAUGGGAAAAGGUGUUAGACACAUUCCUUUCAGAUGUCCCUACUAUAUCCAUACCUGGAUUUGAUCAUGCAGUGAAGGACCCUACAAGAAAUGCACUAUGUGUCGACAGAUUUACAAGAAUUUUAAUAUUAGAGGGUUUAUAUCUUCUGUAUGAAAAAGAAAAUUGGCAAAAAAUUUACGCUUAUAUGAGUGGUACUGAUGCUGUCAUAUUUUUAUAUCUAGAUGUGGAUGAGCAUAUUAUUGAAGAAAGGGUCGCCAAUAGACAUUUAGCGAGCGGUUUGGUGGCCUCUUUCGAAGAAGGUGUGGCUAAGUUUAGGGCAAAUGAUUUACUUAACGCCCACGCUGUUAGGGACAAUUUAAUUGAAUCAGAAAAUAUAAUAAAAGUGCCCACUGCAUGA
Kazachstania africana CBS 2517 is the source of this 1035-nucleotide messenger RNA. RefSeq names its product Yfh7p (gene YFH7). NCBI's taxonomy places the organism in Eukaryota, Fungi, Ascomycota, Saccharomycetes, Saccharomycetales, Saccharomycetaceae. Bases 1 to 1035 code for a protein of 344 amino acids. The record is from RefSeq and is a predicted model, not a curated record. Gene Ontology annotation, cellular component: cytoplasm. The transcript has a single exon.